Messenger RNA from Nomascus leucogenys (northern white-cheeked gibbon), 2882 nucleotides. RefSeq names its product solute carrier family 2 member 1 (gene SLC2A1). The record is from RefSeq and is a predicted model, not a curated record. Lineage: Eukaryota; Metazoa; Chordata; Mammalia; Primates; Hylobatidae. Gene Ontology annotation, cellular component: basolateral plasma membrane; apical plasma membrane. Gene Ontology annotation, biological process: response to insulin; D-glucose transmembrane transport.
CAUUUUGCUAGAGAAUGCCGCGGAGGCUCAGAGAGUUGCGCACACUUGCCCUGAGUCACAUAGCGAAUGCCCUCCGCGGUUCCAACGCACAGAGAGCGAGCCGAUCGGCAGCCUGAGCGAGGCAGUGGUUAGGGGGGGCCCCGGCCCCGGCCACUCCCCUCACCCCCUCCCCGCGGAGCGCCGCCCAAGACAGGCUGGGCCCCAGGCCCCGCCCCGAGGUCCUGCCCACACACCCCUGACACACCGGCGUCGCCAGCCAAUGGCCGGGGUCCUAUAAACGCUACGGUCCGCGCGCUCUCUGGCAAGAGGCAAGAGGUAGUAACAGCGAGCGUGCCGGUCGCUAGUCGCGGGUCCCCGAGUGAGCGCGCCAGGGAGCAGGAGACCAAGCGACGGGAGUCGGAGUCGCAGUCGGAGUCCCCGGACCGGAGCACGAGCCUGAGCGGGAGAGCGCCGCUCGCACGCCCGUCGCCACCCGCGUACCCGGCGCAGCCAGAGCCACCAGCGCAGCGCUGCCAUGGAGCCCAGCAGCAAGAAACUGACGGGUCGCCUCAUGCUGGCCGUGGGAGGAGCAGUGCUUGGCUCCCUGCAGUUUGGCUACAACACUGGAGUCAUCAAUGCCCCCCAGAAGGUGAUCGAGGAGUUCUACAACCAGACAUGGGUCCACCGCUACGGGGAGCGCAUCCUGCCCACCACGCUCACCACGCUCUGGUCCCUCUCGGUGGCCAUCUUUUCCGUUGGGGGCAUGAUUGGCUCCUUCUCUGUGGGCCUUUUCGUUAACCGCUUUGGCCGGCGGAAUUCCAUGCUGAUGAUGAACCUGCUGGCCUUCGUGUCCGCCGUGCUCAUGGGCUUCUCGAAACUGGGCAAGUCCUUUGAGAUGCUGAUCCUGGGCCGCUUCAUCAUCGGUGUGUACUGCGGCCUGACCACAGGCUUCGUGCCCAUGUAUGUCGGUGAAGUGUCACCCACAGCCCUUCGUGGGGCCCUGGGCACCCUGCAUCAGCUGGGCAUCGUCGUUGGCAUCCUCAUCGCCCAGGUGUUCGGCCUGGACUCCAUCAUGGGCAACGAGGACCUGUGGCCCCUGCUGCUGAGCAUCAUAUUCGUCCCGGCCCUGCUGCAGUGCAUCCUGCUGCCCUUCUGCCCCGAGAGUCCCCGCUUCCUGCUCAUCAACCGCAACGAGGAGAACCGGGCCAAGAGUGUGCUGAAGAAGCUGCGCGGGACGGCUGACGUGACCCAUGACCUGCAGGAGAUGAAGGAAGAGAGUCGGCAGAUGAUGCGGGAGAAGAAGGUCACCAUCCUGGAGCUGUUCCGCUCCCCCGCCUACCGCCAGCCCAUCCUGAUCGCUGUGGUGCUGCAGCUGUCCCAGCAGCUGUCCGGCAUCAACGCUGUCUUCUAUUACUCCACGAGCAUCUUCGAGAAGGCGGGGGUGCAGCAGCCUGUGUAUGCCACCAUUGGCUCCGGCAUCGUCAACACGGCCUUCACUGUCGUGUCGCUGUUUGUGGUGGAGCGAGCAGGCCGGCGGACCCUGCACCUCAUAGGCCUGGCUGGCAUGGCGGGUUGUGCCAUACUCAUGACCAUCGCGCUGGCACUGCUGGAGCAGCUACCCUGGAUGUCCUAUCUGAGCAUCGUGGCCAUCUUUGGCUUUGUGGCCUUCUUUGAAGUGGGUCCUGGCCCCAUCCCAUGGUUCAUCGUGGCUGAACUCUUCAGCCAGGGUCCACGUCCAGCUGCCAUUGCCGUUGCAGGCUUCUCUAACUGGACCUCAAAUUUCAUUGUGGGCAUGUGCUUCCAGUAUGUGGAGCAACUGUGUGGUCCCUACGUCUUCAUCAUCUUCACUGUGCUCCUGGUUCUGUUCUUCAUCUUCACCUACUUCAAAGUUCCUGAGACUAAAGGCCGGACCUUCGAUGAGAUCGCUUCCGGCUUCCGGCAGGGGGGAGCCAGCCAAAGUGACAAGACACCCGAGGAGCUGUUCCAUCCCCUGGGGGCUGAUUCCCAAGUGUGAGGCGCCCCAGACCACCAGCCCGGCCUGUUCCCAGCAGCCCUAAGGAUCUCUCAGGAGCACAGGCAGCUGGAUGAGACUUCCAAACUUGACAGAUGUCAGCCGAGCCGGGCCUGGGGCUCCUUUCUCUAGCCAGCAAUGAUGUCCAGAAGAAUAUUCAGGACUUAACGGCUCCAGGAUUUUAACAAAAGCAAGACUGUUGCUCAAAUCUAUUCAGACAAGCAACAGGUUUUAUAAUUUUUUUAUUACUGAUUUUGUUAUUUUUAUAUCAGCCUGAGUCUCCUGUACCCACAUCCCAGGCUUCACCCUGAAUGGCUCCAUGCCUGAGGGUGGAGACUAAGCCCUGUCCAGACACUUGCCUUCUUCACCAAGCUAAUCUGUAGGGCUGGACCUAUGUCCUAAGGACACACUAAUCGAACUAUGAACUACAAAGCUUCUAUCCCAGGAGGUGGCUAUGGCCACCCCUUCUGCUGGCCUGGAUCUCCUCACUCUAGGGGUCAGGCUCCAUUAGGAUUUGCCCAUUCCCAUCUCUUCCUACCCAACCACUGAAAUUAAUCUUUCCUUACCUGAGACCAGUUGGGAGCACUGGAGUGCAGGGAGGAGAGGGGAAGGGCCAGUCUGGGCUGCCGGGUUCUAGUCUCCUUUGCACUGAGGGCCACACUAUCACCAUGAGAAGAGGGCCUGUGGGAGCCUGCAAACUCACUGCUCAAGAAGACACGGAGACUCCUGCCCUGUUGUGUAUAGAUGCAAGAUAUUUAUAUAUAUUUUUGGUUGUCAAUAUUAAAUACAGACACUAAGUUAUAGUAUAUCUGGACAAGCCAACUUGUAAAUACACCACCUCACUCCUGUUACUUACCUAAACAGAUAUAAAUGGCUGGUUUUUAGAAACAUG